AUGUUUCCAACACUGGCAACUUCAGCCACCUCUCGCAAUUACAGACUUGGUAGCAAUGCAAGUGGGCUUAAGACUGCAAGGAAUUUGACUCGCAGCAAGAAUACUCUUAAGACUGGAUUUACCAAAACAUUCUAUGGGCUUGAUUUCUUAAAAUCCUCAAGAAAUCGAUCAGUCAAAAAAUUAAAGUCAGUUAAAAGUGUUGAGAAGAUUCAUAAACAUGUUAUUAAAAGACUUAAAUAACUCCAAACUCCGAAUAGACAAAAGAAUGAAAAGAGUUAUAGUCAGGAAAAAGUUCAAAGAAUGUGCUAUCAAGAUCCAGGCUUCAUGGAGAAGGUAUAAAACCCAAAAGUACUUUAAGAACUGGAGAAGAAGAUAUCUUAGUCUUGUCAGGUUUCUUCAACUUAAAUUCAGAAAAAGACUUAGAAAAUAAAGAAAAUGCUCUAAAACUUAUAAUCCAGUUUCUGAAAACUUGCUCUCAGAAAUAGCAGGCAAACUCGAGUUGAUAGUACAAAAACUUUAUUUGCAAAGCAAGCUCUUUUUAUUUUCAAUGAAAAAGUUAAAACAAAGAAACCUAUAUUCACUACAAAGAGGAGAAUCGAAAAAUAUGGAUCAGGUCCCUACGAUUUAAGGAAUAAGUAUCAAAAACAUAAUCAUUCAAAAGAACAGCGUAAGUUUAAACCUUCAAUACUGCCACCCAAGCACAAAAUUCCUGAGGCUAAACGUCUCUGUGAGAAUGAUAGUUCAUCAAGCUCAAAUUCACACCUCUCAGACCUCAAUGAUGUGUCAAUUCCUUCCCAAAUAUCUGAAGUUGAGCCUCUCGAACAGUUUGACAUUCAAGACUUCAUCAGACAAGUCAGAAACAAAUACAGAAUCUUGAACCACCAAAGCAUCGAAGAGCGAACUGCAGCUGAGCAAGAAGACCCCACUGUGUACCCCACCUAUGCAAGGCUGAACGAACUAAGAAGGAUCCGAGAACAGAACGCUUCCAAAGCAGUAGGACCACACUCUAAAGACGUGUUGAAGGCCAACAAUGACAAGUUCGACCAGUUCUUGAAGAAAAUGAUUCAAGAGAACCUUGAGAUGAGCUACCCUGAGAACUACGAAGGCAUUUACUUCAAGACUCAUGAAGAAUACGUGAAGUUCAUGAAGAGCAAAUACACCACCAAAGUUGAUGCCAUUGACUUAGAUGCAAUGUACACAAAGCUAGGAGCAACCUACCCGCGAUACUACAGAAAGACUAGCUCCAACCUGAUUAAGUCGCUCGGAGCGACCACUGCUGAAGAGAAAGGCUUCGCUAAGUACAAGCUUGCACACAAAGAGCAAAACUAUCUUGACCAGGAAAUUGACUUGUAUGAAUAUGUUGUAGAAAACAGGCUUAAAGGGGCUGCAAAAUCCGCACCAGAAGAUAUGCCGACAGCAUUUCAGAAAUAGCGAGAAAGAACGCAGCAUCACAUGGAAAGAACUAACAUCUCUGAAGCAGUCGGUGGCGCAUUUCUUGCAGACACAAGCUAACAGGCCUAAUGGAGAUCGGAACUAUGAUACUAAGGAUUACAACGAGCCAGAUCCCCGAACUGCAUACGACCUCAAGCAGCCAAAAUUUUAUAAGGAAGAGCCGCAAUCUUCUCGAACUUUGAUUAAGAAAUUGCAAAUGGUGACCAAUGUUCUAAGAGGAAUCACUCCUGAAAAUCCUACCAUACUAUCUAAAAUAUAUAGCUAAAAUCCACAAUUCAA
This is a messenger RNA of Moneuplotes crassus, 1731 nucleotides long. NCBI's taxonomy places the organism in Eukaryota, Ciliophora, Spirotrichea, Euplotida, Euplotidae. The record is from the annotation of a GenBank genome assembly.